Debaryomyces fabryi is the source of this 4050-nucleotide messenger RNA. RefSeq names its product Elongator subunit. Gene Ontology annotation, molecular function: protein binding; tRNA binding. Gene Ontology annotation, cellular component: elongator holoenzyme complex; cytosol. NCBI's taxonomy places the organism in Eukaryota, Fungi, Ascomycota, Pichiomycetes, Serinales, Debaryomycetaceae. The record is from RefSeq and is a predicted model, not a curated record. The transcript has a single exon. The coding region runs from base 1 to 4050 and encodes 1349 amino acids. Gene Ontology annotation, biological process: tRNA wobble base 5-methoxycarbonylmethyl-2-thiouridinylation.
AUGAGAAAUUUGAUAGUCUUGAACAAAGGGCAUAUUUCUCCUGAAUCGAAGACAUACCCAGAUUUGGGUCUUGUUGAUUCAGUUUUUGAUGCAGUGUCUAAUAGUGUAACGUUUGCUCUAUCGUCAGAGGAAUCGGGAAUAAUCGAAGUACAACAAUUUAUGAAAAAUGGAGAGGUAUUGGUAUUAGCUUCAUUUCCUAGUGAUGGUGGUCGUAUUUUAUCAUUCAAUCAUUUCGUUGAUGCCUGCCAGUUGAUAUUUGUUAUGGAAAAUGGAGAUAUCGUUACAGCUACAUAUGACCCAGCACAGCCAGACCCAGACACUACGAUGGUAGAAAUCGUAGGGUCUAUUGAUUCAGGUUUAUUGGCAUCGUCAUGGUCUCCUGAUGAAGAAACAUUAGCGAUUUUAACAAGAGAAAAUAACUUGCUCUUGUUGUCUAGAUUAUUCGAGCCACUCAAUGAAAAACAAUUAAACCCAGAUGAUAUAAAAAUUACCGACUCCAAGCACGUAUCUGUUGGAUGGGGUAAGAAAGAGACACAAUUCAAAGGUAAAGGUGCAAAGGCAUUAGAAAGAGAAAAGGAAGCUUUGAAACACGCAGGCUUAGAUUUAAAGGAAGACACUCCAUUAAGAGACCCUACGGUAGCACAAUUAGAAAAGGGUACUAUUUCAGAGUUUGAUGAUAGAUCUGCUAGUAUAAGUUGGAGAGGUGACUGCGAAUAUUUUGCCAUUACAACAGUUGAACCUGUUUUGGUCGAAGAUACUCAAGAAUUGUAUGACAGAAGAGUCAUUAGAGUUUUCAGUAGAGAAGGUGAAUUAGACAGUGUUUCGGAAGCAGUGGAUGGAUUAGAACACAAUUUAUCUUGGAAGCCUCAGGGCUCUUUAAUUGCAUCAACUCAAAGACAUACUGAUGACGACGGUGAUGAAACCUUAGACUUAGUUUUCUAUGAAAGAAAUGGUUUGAGACAUGGUGAAUUUAACACCAGAUUAAACCCAUUUGAAGAAUCAAUUCAGAACCUUGAAUGGUCUUCAGACAGUGAGGUCUUAGCAUUUCAAUUAACUGAUAGGGUUCAAUUAUGGACUAACAAGAAUUACCAUUGGUAUUUGAAACAAGAAAUCUACGUGACUGAAGAUGACUCUUCAAAUGAAGUUUCGUUUAUUAAAUUUCACCCUGAAAAGCCAUUACAUUUAAUGAUUGGGACACUGAGAUGUGGUAUACAAGUCAUUGAUUUGGCCUAUAAAAUUACUACGGGCUCUACGCAGUUGGGCCAUGACAUUGGUAUGACUUUAGUUGCUGACGGUAAUAUUGUGAAGAUUACUCCAUUGUCCGUAGCCAAUGUUCCCCCACCUAUCAGUUUUAGGGAGAUAGAAGUUGAAGAUAACAUUACCGAUUUAGCAAUCAGUAAAUCGAAUGAGAUCUAUGCUAUAUUAACCAGCAAGAACGAUAUUUAUAUUUGCCAUUUACCAAUUGAAAACAUGAAAAAGGGAAAGCAUCCAAAGAUUAUUAGCAAAAUUGAUUCAACUCAAUUCAUGGGUCCAGCAGAAUUUUCAAAGCAAAUUGCAUUUGUAGCUGAUUCUACGAUAGUUGUGGUUGUUGAUGCUGGAAAUUAUUCAAAGGCUAUUGAGUUUGAUAUUCGUGAUGAUAUUGCUUCACCUAUAUUUAACGACUCAAUUAAUUUUGUACCAAAAGUUGUUUUAUUGAAAUCACAAGCUGACUUCAAUGCUGUAGCUUUACAAACUAUCGACGGUACGGUUUAUCAAUUGAAUUCUCGUCAAGAUCUUGCGGAAGUCAGUAAAUUUCCCCAAUUAUGUCGUGAUUUUGAAUUAGCUGUUACUUCUUCCGACGAAGAAAUGGAAGAUUCUGAUCCUGUUUUGAUAGCUUUCGGAAUUUCAACAAAUGGUAAAUUAUUCGCUGACCAAAAGCAAAUUGCGACCGCAGUCACUUCAUUAAAGACGACCGAGUCUCAUCUUCUUUUCACUACUGCCCAAUCACAAUUAUGCUUUAUUCACUUGAAAUCAGCGACUGGUAACUUUGAGUAUGAUAUUUUCCAAAAGACUAAUGAUAAUAACGAAUCUUCAAUUGAUGAAAGAAUAAGACAAGUUGAAAGAGGAUCUAUUUUAGUAAAUGCUAUGCCAUCUAAAUACUCCGUAGUAUUAGAAGCACCUAGAGGGAAUUUAGAAACUAUCUGCCCUAGAAUUAUGGUGUUAUCAGGAGUUCGUAAAUUCAUUAAACAGAAGAAUUAUAAAGAAGCAUUUUUGGCAUGUCGUACACACAGAAUCGACUUGGAUAUUUUACAUGAUUACGAUCCAGAACUAUUUUCUGCUAAUGUCGAAGUCUUUGUCAAUCAAAUAAAGAAAGUCGAACAUUUGGAUUUGUUUGUUUCAUGUUUACAUGAGGAAGAUGUUACAUUAACCAAAUACAAAGAUACUAUUAGAGAGUCUGAGAAUAUCACCACAGGAUUGAAGUCAUUGCAAUUAGAAUCACAACCUACUCCUGUACAGAAUGAUGGUACUAAGAAAAUGAUUAGGAAUAAAGUCCAAAAGAAGGACCCCAAAGAUUCAAAGGUUAAUAAAAUCUGUGAAAAGAUUUUAUCUGUAUUAUUGAAGCCUGAAUAUUUCGAAAAAUAUUUGCAAACAAUUAUUACUGCGUACGCUUGUGAGAAUCCUCCAAAUUUACCAGAUGCAUUAAAAUUAGUAGGUGGCUUCAAGAGUGUUGAACAAACUGAACAAGCUGUUAUACAUUUGUGCUUCUUGCAGGAUGUUAAUAAAUUAUAUGAUACUGCUUUGGGAUUAUAUGACGUUAAAUUGACCUUAGCCAUUGCUCAACAAUCUCAAAAGGAUCCAAAAGAAUAUUUACCAUUUUUACAAAACUUGCAUACACAACCACAGUUAAGAAAGCAAUUCUUAAUUGACGAUUACCUUAAGAAUUAUGAAAAGGCAUUAGGCUGGUUAUUUGAGAUUGGUGAAGAAUCUCAUGAUGAAUUCGAUGAAUAUGUUGUGGCUCAUGAAUUAUAUAAAAAAGCAUUGCUUAUUUACAAAUAUGAUUCUGGAAGAACGAAUGAUAUAUUAAGAUUAUAUGCGGAUUAUUUACAUGACCAACAAAACUUUAGUGAGUCUGCAUUAACUUACGAAUACUUGAGUGAUUUUGAAAAUGCGCUUGAAAAUUACAUACUUGGCAAGAAAUGGAAAGAAGCAUUAUCAAUAGUUCAAAAGGCUGAAUACAAAUCUAAAUUGAUUUCUUCUGCUGAAAGAUUGGUAUCUUCUUUAACCGAAGAACAUAAAUACGCUGCAGCUGCAGAAAUUGAAUUUUAUUUCUUAGGAAAUAUUGAAGAAGCAAUAAAAUUAUAUUGUAAAAAUUAUUUUUACGAAGAUGCAAUUUUAUUAGCAGUUAAAGAAAAGAAGGAUGAUUUGAUUCCUUCUAUAGUGGAUAUUCAAUUGAAUGAAGGAUUCGGAACUAUUGCUGAAUUAUUGGCUGAUUGUAAAGGUCAAAUGACAUCCCAAUUGAGAAGAUUAAGAGAAUUAAGAGCUAAGAAACAAGAAGACCCAUAUUCGUUUUAUGGAGCACCAAAUGACGACUUCGAUACACCAGAUAAUGUUUCUGUGGCAGCAUCGGAAACUUCAACCACGCCUUCUUUUUUUACUAGAUAUACUGGUAAAACAUCCGGCACAGCUAAGACUGGUGCAUCUAGAAGAACUGCCAAAAAUCGUAAGAGAGAAGAGAGAAAGAAGGCUAAAGGUAGAAAAGGUACUAUCUAUGAAGAAGAAUAUCUUAUUAGAUCUGUCGGUCGUUUAUUAGAAAGAUUGGAUCAAACACAACCUGAUGCUAUUAGAUUAAUUGAGGGAUUAAUUAGAAGGAACAUGAAAGAACAAGCCUAUCAAAUUCAGAAAAACUGGAUGGAACUUCUUGAUUUCUUGAGAGAAAAUAUUGAGGAAAUUCACAACAUGAGCGAAAGAGAUAGAGAAAGAAUUGAUGACAAUGGUGAAGUAUACUUAAUACCUGAAAUUCCAGUUCCAACAAUAUCUGAUUUCCCAAAAAAGAAUAUUUUAGAUUUUUAG